This is a messenger RNA of Acanthosepion pharaonis, 1314 nucleotides long. Lineage: Eukaryota; Metazoa; Mollusca; Cephalopoda; Sepiida; Sepiidae. The record is from the annotation of a GenBank genome assembly.
AUGAGAGGAAUAAAAUGUUUUUCUCCUACCCAGGAUGAAAUGAACUACCUGGGUGAUGAGAGAAAGAGUGGUCAUGAGGCUUAUUGCUUUUUUCUCUUCCCUCUUCAAUUUCUUUAUUGUUUUUCCCUCUUCUAUUUCUUUGUUGUCUUCUCUUUCCUUUUCUAUUUCAUUGCUGUUUUCUCUUUAUCCCUCUCUAUUUUGUUGCUAUUUUCUCUUCUCAUCUCUAUUUCUUUACUGUUUUCUCUUUCCCUCUCUAUUUCUUUGCUGUUUUUUCUUCCCCUUUCUAUUACGUUGUUGUUUUCUCUUCCUGUCUAUUUCUUUGCUGUUUUCUCUUCCCCUCUCUAUUUCUUUACUUUUCUCUUCUUCCCUCUCUAUUUCUUUGCUGUUUUCUCUUCUUCCCUCUCUAUUUCUUUGCUGUUUUCUCUUCUUCCCUCUCUAUUUCUUUGCUGUUUUCUCUUCUUCCCUCUCUAUUUCUUUGCUGUUUUCUCUUCUUCCCUCUCUAUUUCUUUACUGUUUUCUCUUCUUCCCUCUUUAUUUCUUUGCUGUUUUCUCUUCUUCCCUCUUUAUUUCUUUGCUGUUUUCUCUUCUUCCCUCUUUAUUUCUUUGCUGUUUUCUCUUCCUCCCUCUCUAUUUCUUUGCUGUUUUCUCUUCUUUCCUCUCUAUUUCUUUGCUGUUUUCUCUUCUUCCAUCUCUAUUUCUUUGCUGUUUUCUCUUCCUCUUCAGUUUCAUUGCUGUUUACUCUUCCCUCUCAAUUUAUUUGCUGUUUGCUCUUCCCUCUCAAUUUCUUUGCUGUUUUCUUGUCCCCUCUCUAUAUGUUUGCUGUUUUCUCUUUUCCUCUUUUAUUUCUUUACUGUUUUCACUUCCUCCUUUUUAUUCCUUUGCUGUUUUCUCUUACUUGCUCAGUUUCUCUUUUCCCUUCUCUAUUUCUUUGCCAUUUUCUCUUUUUCCUUCUGUUUCUUUGCUGUGUUCUCUUCCCUCCUCAAUUUCUUUGUUGUUUUCUCUAACACCACUUUCUCUCUAGUCUCUUCUUUUCACCCUCUUUUUCCAUAUUGUAUUUCUUCUCCCACUUUCUCUCUGUUUUUGUUCCUCCUCCUAUUUCUCUCUAUCUAUUGCCCCCCUCCCCAUCUUACAGUCUUUUGUUUUUCUUUCCCUCUCUAUCUUUAUUCGUUUGUCCUGCAUCUAUUCCUAACUUAUUUUGGCAUCUUUAAUGAGACCCCAAUUUUCAAGCCAUUUUCUGAAGGGAGCAAAAUGUUUAUUCUGCUUAUUAAUCAAUUACCACAAGUUAAGAAUGUGAACAAAUGGUUACACAACUGA